Molecule: messenger RNA, 1005 nt
Organism: Laetiporus sulphureus 93-53
Lineage: Eukaryota; Fungi; Basidiomycota; Agaricomycetes; Polyporales; Laetiporaceae
Product: WD40 repeat-like protein
Exons: 7
Coding region: 1-1005 (334 amino acids)
Molecular function (GO): protein binding
Source: RefSeq, a predicted model, not a curated record
AUGCAGUACAUGACGACGGAGGAUGUGCAGUUUAAUCCUCUGCAGCCGACGAGGAUGGCCUCGUGUGGCGCUGACGGUAUUGUUCAACUCUGGGAUUGUGAUCAAAUCAUCGAAGAUAAUAUGUUGCUCCCUGUUCGCGCUGUCCCUCUUGACAAUUGCAAAGCUAAAACUUUGGCGUACAAGCCCGAUGGCUGCGCACUGGCCGUUAGUGCAUUUGAUGGCAACAUAUACGUGCAGCAAGAUUCUGCCGAACGAUCUUCUUCGAUAACUUUGCCACUUGGACGCGAUGCUGACCACACAACAACUGAUAUGAUCUGGGGACGGAAGUCCUCCUCGCAUAUCUUGUAUGCGACAUCGGCAUCGUGCAGUAUUCAGGAGAUGGCGGGAUGUCAUAAAGCGUUCGAUACGAAUAGUGGCGGUGUAAUUUGCGAGCUUGAUGCACAAGAAGCAGGCCAGAGGUUGGCGGUCAAUGAGAUCGGGGAUACCAUCGUACUCGCAACAAAAGGACAGGGAAUGUCAUUCUGUUUGAGGAAAUAUGAUGCCCGUCGACGCUUGGGCAGAGCAGUUGAGCGAACUAUGCUGGAGCCAUUCACAGGAGAAGGUUCCCACAAGGUCAACUACAUGGCAUUCAGUCCUGAUGGUGUCUAUAUUGCAAUUGCGAGGACGGAUAACACCGCGCACGUUUACGAUGCACGUUUCCUCGGUAAAGAUGUGCUGCACGUAUUCGCACAUGAAGACGGAAGCAACUCACAGAGUGGGAGGCACGGUGUAAUCACCGCCCAGUGGAUCGACGGUUUUCCGCGCGGACUGGGGCUCGUUACUGGCGGUGCAGAUGGCUGCAUCAGGUUAUGGGACGUGAGACGAUCGACAGAUGACCCUUUCAACGGCACUCCCAUUGCUGAGUGCGACUACGGCAUCGGCGAUUUUGUGACGGGUGACAUCGGGAAAGGCGAACAUCCUCUUAUUGUUGGCGAAUGUUCCGGACAAGUCAACGUGUUCCGAUGA